Messenger RNA from Rhipicephalus microplus (southern cattle tick), 623 nucleotides. RefSeq lists its product as uncharacterized. The record is from RefSeq and is a predicted model, not a curated record. NCBI's taxonomy places the organism in Eukaryota, Metazoa, Arthropoda, Arachnida, Ixodida, Ixodidae.
UCCAGUCCCUGGUAGAUUCUGAGAGGGCAAGGAGCGUGUAGGCCAAUAUAAAGCUCGAACAGCGAAAUCGUUUGGCUACACAAAAAAUCCUUCGCGAUCUAAGUCAUGGAUCCUUUACGGAUGGCACUUGUCAACGCUGUGUCCACAGUCAUUAUCGCCACAAGACCACUUACCACAACAUACCAGUGUGGACCUUUUUGUCCUCCAGAGAAUGUCACAAUGAAAUCCUGCGUCACGCUAUGUUCUGAAGAAGAAAUAGAAGAAGGAGAAAACGGAGAGACCGAUCCUUUCCGUAUUACGGUUCUUGCUGAGGCUCAUCAGGGAAGAUUCAGAGACGGGACACCGUGCUUGAUUGAAGACGACGAGGUUCUUGAGCGUGUUGGGGAGGUUGGUGAACAAGUGGGCAUGUGUUGUGGCGGAAAUUGUCUGGAGAUAAAGGAUGGUCGAAAUCCCUGCAAGAGCAUGAUGCGCAAAUGCCAAUUUGAAGAAGAAGUACGGCUAAACUUAACGAUACUACGAAAGCAGUGGGAAAGUAGAAGAAGGAGGUCAAAAAGAAAAUAAUUUUCAUCCAAAUUCACCAAAACCAAUGAAAAUAAAUAUACAUGCACGCACUGAUAUUCAUA